CUCACUAGACAGUAGUCAGUACACUCACAAAUAGCAUUGUGAUUCUGAAUGUUUUUACUAUAAAAAUAUAUGAAAAAAAAAAAUUUUCUUUACGCUAUUUAAGAUAACAUAAAAUAUGAACCAGUUAUUAAAAAAUAUAUACUUAGCAAGUUUUCGUAUUAAUACGACGCAAAACCUGCACACUACUGCUCCUGUAACAGCAUGGAGUAAAUCAGAUGUGCCCAAAUCAUUUUUAAAAUACAAUAAGAAAAUAUAUCCCCCACAGGAUCCUUCAGAGAAACCAAGACCAGCAUAUGUUUGUCACCAAAAAACUAAUUUUAAAUACAGUCCAGAAAAGCUAUGGUAUAUAGCGAGCUUUGUCAGAGGUAUGACAGUAGAUGAGGCUAUUAAACAACUGAGUUUUGUUAACAAAAAGGGUGCAGGUUUAGUUAAAGAAGCCAUACUGGAAGCACAGGAACUAGCUGUAACAAAACAUAAUGUAGAAUUUCGUAGUAAUUUAUGGAUUGCGGAAUCUUUCUCUGGAAAGGGAGCUGUUAUCAAGGGUAUAAGAAGACAUGCUAGAGGGAGACUGGGUGAAGUUCGUUAUCAAUAUUCUCAUUAUUUUGUACGCCUAGAAGAAGGCAAACCUCCUGUUGAUUACUACAAGAGAAAUCCAUUAACACCCGAAGAACAACUUGAUAAAUGGUUGGAGGAAAUGAGGAAGCGAAAGAUUACUAAUUCAUUUUAAAUUAUAAAAUAGGAAUAUAAAUUAAAGUAGAUAUAUAAUAGUAA
Messenger RNA from Pieris rapae (cabbage white), 771 nucleotides. RefSeq names its product 39S ribosomal protein L22, mitochondrial (gene mRpL22). NCBI's taxonomy places the organism in Eukaryota, Metazoa, Arthropoda, Insecta, Lepidoptera, Pieridae. Gene Ontology annotation, cellular component: ribosome; mitochondrial large ribosomal subunit. Gene Ontology annotation, molecular function: structural constituent of ribosome. Bases 116 to 727 code for a protein of 203 amino acids. The transcript has 3 exons. The record is from RefSeq and is a predicted model, not a curated record. Gene Ontology annotation, biological process: translation; ribosome assembly.